AACGCUGCCCUCAAUCAGAACCCUCUGAUCAAUGUCCGCGACCGCCUCUUCCACGCGCUUUUCUUCAAGAUGGCUGUGACCUACGCGCGGCUCUUCCCUCCUUCCUUCAGGCGGGUCUUCGAGUUCUUCGUGCUGCUCAAGGCUCUCUUUGUGCUCUUCAUCCUGGCGUACAUUCACAUCGCCUUCUCCCGCUCACCCAUAAACUGUUUGGAGCACGUGAGGGACAAAUGGCCACGUGAUGGCAUCCUGAGGGUGGAAAUCCAGCGCAACUCCAGCCGGGCCCCCAUCUUCCUCCAGUUCUGCGGUGCUGAGAAGUUUCCAGGAAUGGUAGUUGAGCCCACGGCUGAGGAAGAGGAGGAGGAAGAAGAGGAAAUGACUGUGGAUAUGUUUGAAAACAGCUCUAUCAAGUUUGAGCUGGAUAUAGAGCCCAAGGUGUUCCUCAAGCCGUCCCGGAUGAGCAGCACUGAGGCGCUGGCCCACAACGAAAGCCAGGAGUUCUCAUUUAGUGAAGCAGCCACUAAAGUGUGGCCACAGGAAGAGUACAUUGUGGAGUAUUCCUUGGAGUAUGGGUUCCUGCGCCUGUCCCAGAGCACACGGCAGCGCCUCAGCAUCCCUGUGAUGGUGGUGACUUUGGAUCCUACCAGGGAUCAGUGCUUUGGGGACAGGUUCAGUCGUCUGUUGCUGGAUGAAUUCCUGGGUUAUGAUGACAUCCUGAUGUCAAGUGUCAAAGCCUUAGCUGAAAAUGAAGAGAACAAAGGUUUCCUUCGCAACGUGGUGUCUGGGGAGCACUAUCGCUUUGUCAGCAUGUGGAUGGCUAGAACGUCCUACCUGGCAGCCUUUGUCAUCAUGGUCAUAUUUACUCUCUCUGUUUCGAUGCUCUUACGCUACUCACACCAUCAGAUCUUUGUCUUCAUUGUUGACCUGUUACAGAUGCUGGAAAUGAACAUGACAAUUGCAUUCCCUGCAGCUCCCCUACUCACUGUCAUUCUGGCUCUAGUAGGUAUGGAGGCCAUUAUGUCAGAGUUCUUCAAUGACACCACGACUGCGUUUUACAUCAUCCUCAUUGUGUGGCUGGCUGACCAGUAUGAUGCCAUCUGUUGCCACACCAAUACGAGUAAGAGGCAUUGGCUCAGGUUCUUUUAUCUGUACCACUUUGCCUUCUAUGCCUACCACUAUCGGUUCAACGGGCAGUACAGCAGCCUGGCUCUGGUCACCUCGUGGCUGUUCAUCCAGCAUUCAAUGAUUUACUUCUUCCACCACUACGAGCUGCCAGCUAUUCUCCGGCAGAUCAGAAUCCAAGAGAUGUUGCUGCAGAACCAGCAGGUGGGUCAGGGCACUCAAACAACUCUCCAAGACAACCUCAACAACAACACUACCCCAGCUGGGGCAGAGGUGGGGGGUCACCGGCCCCACCUGGCUGCUGGCCCCUCCGGAGAGAGCAGCAACCCAGCAGCUCUGGCCCCCAGUGAGGCCUCCAGCAUCAUCACCACGGCCGCAGCCUCUUCUGUUGGGAGCGACCUGAACUGGGUUGCUGAGACAGCUGCCAUCGUUACAGAGGCCUCAUUUCUUUCUGACCUGAGCUCUUCUCUCCUGGAGCCGAACGUGGUGCACGAAGCCGUGGCUUCUGGGAGCCCUCAGGAUGCUGCUGCUUCUGCUGCCUCCGGUUUGGUCGCACGCAUCAGGGUGAGCAGCGACCACCCGGACACUGCCGUGGGCUCCAUCACCAUUGAGGUCACUUCAGCAUCUGUGGUUGCUGCUGCAGAUGGUUCCUCUGCCACAGAGGCAGCCGCAGUUCCUGCCCCCGUCCCUGUGCAGGAGGAUGGGAGCUCCAACUCCAGCCCUUCCCCUGCUGAGCAGACUGAGGCUGUGGAGAGCUCGGACAGCCAAGCAAAACCCAGUGGCAAGAACUGCAUUGCAAAUGGCAGUGUGGCAGAGUCCCCUCCGGCCUUUGUGGAGAACACUGAUCAGGACAAACUCUUGGGCUGUGCUCUUGGGGACCGAGGGGAGAGCGGCCCUUGCCCAGCACCAGCAGAUAGUACAGCUAGCUCCAGGCCUUGCUCGGAGCCAGACUUGAGGAGCCUGUCUUGAGUCCUUGUUACCGUCACUCUGGACUGCCAGGAAGGCAUUUGGAUUUCGUUUGUUACUGUUUCUCACUUCACCAUCAUCCUUAACCCAUGAAUUCCUCUUAAUGGAGGCAGAGCAGCUGGGACAGAGAGAAGAUGCUGCAGUGAACUCCCCAGAGAAAUGCACGUGUGUGCACGUAUGAGGCUGGCACACGUGGGACUGCUCAGUGCCAGAUUCUCCCUGCAGGGAGGAGGGAGUAAGGGCACGUUUGCUCCCUUGCCUGCAAGGCACGACAGGGAGCCCUGUGCCACUGCUGAGGCUGUGGGUGAGCAGGGCAGGCUGGCCGUGUUCUCUGUGCUGUCAGUGUGCUGUCACAGCUCCUCUUUGCCCCCUGAGGUUGUGUUGGCAGUCUGGGUGUUGCUUGCAAACAUGAGCUGAUUUGUGACAAACCACGUGUGUGCACGGUGACUCUCUGGUUAGAAUAGCAGCUGUGUGUGAGCAGGGAGAGCAUCUUCAGACACCCCUGGGAGAGCAACCAACAGCCAAGGAGAAACCAGUCACCUUCCUUUUUCUAGGGGAAAAGAAGCUCAGUACCUCCCUUCAACACUAGAGCUGCUCACACCAGAGCAAAGCUGGGCAAUAACCAAAGCAGAAACUGCAUUUUAGCCCAUUUCUUUUUUCUUUUUUUUUUUUCCUUUUCCUCCUGACAUUAAAUUUCCUUUAGUCGGUGGGUUUAGGGGGAGAAGUGUCCAGGUCCAGCUUAGAGCAUCCACCCAAGGAAGGACGCAUUUGUCUGUGGUUGGAAGCAGUAAAGGAUUCAUUCAGCCCUGGAGGAAUGCUGUCCCCUUCUGCUGGUGACUCUGCAAGACCCUGGUGAGUUUGGCCCCUAUUCAAUGUGUCAAGUGAGAGCUCCUGCCGUGCCACAGGCAAAUGGUAUCAAUAUCCUCUGGGAGCUGACCUGUAGCCUCAGUAUCUGUUGUAGAGGAGGAGGACAGCAACUCUGUCUCUGUACAGCUCUGCUUUCGGCACCUGCAGCUGCAGGUGAGGUUGUUUCGUUUUUCAGUGCCUUGUCCCUUGAAUGGGACACGUCUGCGUUUUAAGAUCAGCCCCAUCCCUGAGGAGAGAUUGGCAUUGUGCUGGCUCAGCUGUUGCGUGA
Molecule: messenger RNA, 3220 nt
Organism: Meleagris gallopavo (turkey)
Lineage: Eukaryota; Metazoa; Chordata; Aves; Galliformes; Phasianidae
Gene: TMEM259
Product: transmembrane protein 259
Biological process (GO): positive regulation of ERAD pathway; response to endoplasmic reticulum stress
Cellular component (GO): endoplasmic reticulum
Source: RefSeq, a predicted model, not a curated record